AUGCAUGGAACAACGGAGGUAUGGUGGGGCUGGCAGCAACAGGUGUAUCGGGCGCUGGCUGUGUGUUGCGUCAACUGCCACAGUAUCAGCGUAUUUCAAGCAGCGUAUUUCAACUGCACCGACCGCUUUGCGAAAUCGUCUGUUAUGCAAGCCGCGCCGCUGCCAACUCGCGGCCGAUCGCACACCGCAGUCGCCGGAAGGAAAAGUGGAACGCCAGGCAGUGGUACGAACGCCCGCGUCGGCUCUACACGCGCGGACUGCCGUGAAGUGUCUCAGUGUAGUGUCAGUGUCGCUUAG
Danaus chrysippus (African queen) is the source of this 297-nucleotide messenger RNA. The record is from the annotation of a GenBank genome assembly. NCBI's taxonomy places the organism in Eukaryota, Metazoa, Arthropoda, Insecta, Lepidoptera, Nymphalidae.